AACAAGAAGAGAUCAAAUUAUACCCCUGCUACUGCUGAAUUCUUCCUUCCUGUAGUUCUUACUAAAGCGUUCGCUGAGAAUAAAAAGCAGUUCUCAGUGAAGAAUAAUAAAAACUUCCCAUAUGUUUUAUAGCAUAUACCAAACCGUCCUCAACUGCGUCAGUUCAGCCUCUGCUUCUCUAUCGCAGGUCCGACAGGCUCACGCUCACAUUCUCAAAGCUGGACUCUUUGGCAAUGUCCAGCUUACGACCAGGCUCCUUUCUGUCUAUGCUAAUAAUCUAUGCUUUUACGAUGUCAAUCUUGUCCUCGAUUCUAUUCCCGAACCGGAUUUGUUUUCCUUCUCCACUCUCAUUCAUGCUUUUGCGAAAUUGAAUCAUUUUGACCAUGUGUUGCGUGUAUUCUCUCAAAUGUUGUCUCGGGGUUUGGUGCCGGAUAGUUAUGUCCUUCCUAGCGCCAUAAAGGCUUGCGCUGGACUACAGGCUCUGAAAGCAGGGCGACAGGUUCAUGGGGCUGCUUAUGUAUCGGGCUUGGCUUCGGAUUCAAUAGUAGAAUCAUCUUUAGUGCAUAUGUAUUUGAAAUGUCACCAGAUUGGAGAUGCACAGAUAUUGUUUGAUAGAAUGCCUGAGAAAGACGUUGUUAUUUGGAGUGCUAUGAUUGCUGGCUGCUCUCGUCAGGGACUUGGGGACAAGGCGAAGGAACUAUUUUAUGAGAUGAGAAAUAAGGGCGUGGGACCAAAUUUGGUGUCAUGGAAUGGUAUGAUAGCUGGGCUCUGUAAUAGCGGGUCACAUGUUGAGGGGUUGAUGUUUUUUCAAAUGAUGUUCUCUGAAGGCUUUCGCCCGGAUGGCUCUACUAUCUCCUGUGUUCUUCCUGCUGUAGGACACUUGGAGGACUUGACAAUGGGCACCCAGGUUCAUGGUUAUGUGAACAAACAGGGCAUUGGAUCAGACAAGUUUGUGGUCAGUGCGCUUAUAGACAUGUAUGGAAGAUGUGCCUGUGCACUCGAGAUGUCACAGUUGUUUGAUGAAUCUGACCAGACGGAAAUAGGUUUGUGCAAUGCUUUUCUUACAGGGUUGUCACGUAAUGGUCUUGUUGACACUGCAUUGGAGGUAUUCAGGCGAUUCAAAGCCCAAGGAAUGGGAUUGAAUGUUGUGACAUGGACAUCAAUGAUAGCAAGUUGCUCCCAGAAUGGGAAAGACUUGGAAGCCUUGGAGUUCUUUAGAGAGAUGCAGGAAUCAGGCUUGGAGCCUAACUUUAUCACAAUCCCAAGCCUGAUUCCUGCUUGUGGAAAUAUUGCAGCAUUGACGCACGGAAAGGCAAUCCAUUGCUUCUCUAUCAGAAAAGGAAUAGUUGACGAUGUAUAUGUAGGUAGUGCUCUAAUAGAUAUGUAUGCCAAGUGUGGAAGGAUCCGGUUAUCUCGGCGUUGUUUUGAUAGAAUGCCAGCCAGAAAUUUGGUUUCUUGGAAUGCGAUAAUGAGAGGAUAUGCUAUGCAUGGAAAUGCGAGGGAAACAAUAGAGAUGUUUCAUAUGAUGCAGCAGAGUGGCCAGACAUCUGACGUUAUUACCUUCAUUUGCCUGUUAUCUGCCUGCAGCCAGAAUGGCUUAACAGAAGAAGGAUGGCAUUAUUUUAACAGCAUGUCCACUGAACAUGGCGUUGAAGCCAAAUUGGAGCAUUAUGCAUGCAUGGUGACACUGCUAAGUCGUGUAGGAAAACUUGAAGAAGCUUAUUCUCUUAUCAAGAAAAUGCCAUUUCAACCCGAUGCUUGUAUUUGGGGAGCAUUGUUAAGCUCUUGCAAAGUUCACCAUAACCUGAGGUUAGGUGAGAUUGCUGCAAAGAAGCUUUUUGAGUUGGAACCAGACAAUCCUGGGAGUUAUAUUCUUCUGUCCAAUAUCUAUGCCUCAAAGGGUAUGUGGGGUGAGGUGAAUAGAAUACGAGGUGUGAUGAAGAGUAUGGGACUUAGGAAAAACCCGGGCUGCAGUUGGAUUGAGUUAGGACGCAGAGUUCAUAUGCUUCUAGCUGGGGACAACUCACAUCCACAAAUGGGACUGAUCCUGGAAAAGUUGGAUAAACUGAAUAUUGAAAUGAAUAAGUUUGGCUACUAUCCUGAUACUAAUAAUGUUCUGCAAGAUGUUGAAGAGCAAGAUAAGGCACAGAUAUUGUGUGGGCACAGCGAGAAGUUGGCUGUAGUAUUAGGAUUACUGAACACAAGUCCUGGGCAACCUCUUCAAGUGAUUAAGAACCUGCGAAUCUGUGAUGACUGCCAUGCUGUUAUAAAAUUCAUAUCCAGCUUUGAACAAAGGGAAAUAUAUGUCAGAGAUACAAAUCGUUUUCAUCAUUUCAAAGAUGGUAUUUGCUCAUGUGGGGAACAUUGGUGAAUUAUUUUUGGUUAGCCUUUGAAUUCCUCUCCAAGAGGAGUUCAUUCUGUGCCAUUGGUUCUUUCGGCUGAUCAACAAACAGAAGCACAUUAACCAUGAUGACGUGUGCUUACAUUAAGUUAACUCGAUCGAUUAACAUCUUCAGAAUAAGGAUUUGUGUAUCAUAUUUUUGUUACUUUAUAAAAUGCUAAAUCCUUUCCAA
Messenger RNA from Neltuma alba, 2573 nucleotides. RefSeq names its product pentatricopeptide repeat-containing protein At1g20230. The record is from RefSeq and is a predicted model, not a curated record. Gene Ontology annotation, molecular function: zinc ion binding; protein binding; RNA binding. Gene Ontology annotation, biological process: RNA modification. NCBI's taxonomy places the organism in Eukaryota, Viridiplantae, Streptophyta, Magnoliopsida, Fabales, Fabaceae. Bases 122 to 2371 code for a protein of 749 amino acids. The transcript has a single exon.